CGAAACGCCAAAGAAGCAACAACAAACAAAAAUGUUAAAAUCUGUGAUACUAGUUUUUUUGCUUGGAGUUUUUUCCGCUAAUACGCAAAAGUUAAAUGUAGAAGUUUUAUUUGAGUCCCUCUGUCCAGAUAGUUUAAGGUUUAUUAGUGAACAAUUGUAUCCAAAUUGGAAUGAUAUUUCUGAAUAUGUUGACCUUAAAUUCGUCCCAUUCGGAAAGAGCGCAAGUUUAGAAGGCGGAAAAGACUUUGUUUGCCAACAUGGCCCCCAAGAAUGUAAAGGAAACAGAAUUUUAUCUUGUGCCAUAGAAAAUUUACCAAACCAAAAUGACCAAGUGGAAUUUGUAAACUGCUUCAUGCAAAUCUACAAAAGAACUCGUAAACACCCCAUGGAAGACGCUCAACAGUGCUCACACAAAGUCAACUUGGAUUUUAAACAACUAAUUGGCUGUUACAACUCAGAACAAGGCACCCAUUUACAGUUGAACGCUGAGAAAUCCACCGUUAAAUUCCAACCUAGAUUUAUACCCACCGUUUUAUACAACGGGGAAUUCAAGCAACAAUUACAGGACAUAAGCCUGGUGAAUUUUAGAGGUUUGGUCUGCGAAUUAAUUGGAAAGACUUUCCCAGAGUCUUGUAAAAAACUUUCUACCAUAUCUUUGUGAAUUUAUGCAUUACUCACACAAUAAUACAUAAAGAAUUAUUUUAUUUAUUUAACAUUAUAACAUUAAGUUAAGUAAUUAUUUAAAUAAAUUAUAUUUUGAACUAAGU
Messenger RNA from Brassicogethes aeneus, 767 nucleotides. The record is from the annotation of a GenBank genome assembly. NCBI's taxonomy places the organism in Eukaryota, Metazoa, Arthropoda, Insecta, Coleoptera, Nitidulidae.